Messenger RNA from Nanorana parkeri, 3011 nucleotides. RefSeq names its product sosondowah ankyrin repeat domain family member B (gene SOWAHB). Bases 237 to 2996 code for a protein of 919 amino acids. Lineage: Eukaryota; Metazoa; Chordata; Amphibia; Anura; Dicroglossidae. Gene Ontology annotation, molecular function: protein binding. The transcript has a single exon. The record is from RefSeq and is a predicted model, not a curated record.
UGGAGGGAAAAGAAGAGGGUGGAGAUGGGUGUUGGGAAGGCAAAGGCCAUCUUCUGCCCUUCAGCUGGAAGAGAGGAGGAGCCGGGAGAGCAGGUGGAACCGCCACUUAGUGGAAGUUAGGUGUGGAGGCUGAAGUUGCAGCGUUCAGACAGCAAGCCUGGACUGUGCCGGCCAUCAGCCAGCGCCAUGCCUGACCUGUGCCUGCGCUCCGCUAGGUAAAGGUGAGCCGUGUGAGCAUGGCCGCGAAGCUGAGCCAGGAAGAGGUGCUGGACUUCCUCUGCCAGGGUGGAGGGAAGGUGCCCAAUGCCGCGCUGGUGGCUCACUUCAAGCACUUCUUGCGAGACCCUCGGGCAGCCGCCGAUCAGCUGCUGAAGAGCAGGGAGAGAUUCAAGCGCUAUGUGAACUCCGUGGCGGUGGUGAAGCAGGAGGGAGCUGUCAAGUACGUGGUGCUAAGGAGCCGCUACCGCGAUCUGCUCGGAGAGGACCUGACACCGGCAAUCCCCGGAGAAGUGGAGCCGCAGGAUGAGCCGGCGAUCGGCAACAAUAGAGAGGAUGAUGAGCUCGGCUCCAGUUUGCUGCAUGGAGCUCAGGUAGGAGGAGGAUGGAGCAGACACAAUGAAGGCAAUGGGUAUGAUUAUCAUCGGAGUGAACCUGUCACUGAUCGGUAUCAGCAGCAGGGUUCAGCGAUCACUUUAAACGGCCCUGGUUGGACCGGGAAUGCUAAUGGGACUUUCGAUGGAAAGAUCCGUCAUGGACACUCCUAUUCUGAGCCUUGUUCGCAUGACCCAGAAACGCAGAGACUGCAACAGCCCUUAUCUCAGUCCCCCUUCUCAUCAGCUUACUCAUCUGUGCCUACAGAUCAUGGAUCUACAUCACCCCCCAGCAAGACCUCAUCACCUGUGAACAAUACCUAUUUACCAAGCAGGAAUAGCUUUCCACAUGACAGCCAUGAGGUAUUGCUUUCCAACAGGAUUGUCUCACAAGAAUCCAGUGAUACCUCCAUGUCCACCAUGAAGAUCUCUUCCCCCAGUAAAACUUCCAUACCCUUCGACAAGACCUCAUCACCCAGUAAUAAUUCUGUACCCUUUGACAAGACCUCAUCACCCAGUACUUCCAUACCCUUCGUCAGGACCUCCUCUUCACCCAGUAAUGUUUCUACAAAGACCUCUGAAGCACCCAGUAACACUUCAUCUCCUCAAAGCAAGGACUAUUACCCCGCAGACAACCUCUCGGCACCUUAUUCUAAGGAGUCUUCAUUUUGUUCUUCUGAAACACCUUCAUUGCACCAGUUGCCCUUCCCAGAUGCUAGUGAGCAUUGGAGACCCCUUCCUGGUGAUGACCACAGGACAGAAACUAAUCCUGCUUUUGUAAGUGUGAGCUGCGGGGGUCAGCAAGAACAAAAACUUGCUUGCACUGAGAUACAGACUCCGCAUUUUGGCUUUAGUGGUGCGUGUCUGCAGGAGGCGUAUUCAGAACAGGAGGAUAAUUCCAACUAUAUAAGAGAACAGCAAGGGCAUGGCUUUCAUGAAGAGCUGACAGCUUCCCCUCCUUCCAGGUACAUGCACUGUACACACCCUUCCUCCUCCCUGCUGCUCCCUCAUGAAUCAAGUAUCAAUCCAGUAGAUGUGCAGCUGGAGGAUUAUCAGCCAGCUAGUCUAUGCCCCUCACCACCUCUACCUCUUAAUGAUAUGCAUGACAUGUGGAUGUGCCAGAUGCCUGUGUUUAAAAGCAUAAGGUGCCAACUGUCUUUGCAGGACAUGGAAGACUUUGUUGAUCAGGAAAGCUGUGGAAGUGAGGGGAGUGACAGUGGUGAAGGGGGGGACUGUGACACUGAGCACAAAGAUGAUGAUUUUUCCAGUGAUUCAAACACUGACAAAUAUGCCCAGUACAUUGAGCAGAAAUGUGAAAACACCAGGAGAUGUCCACCAAACAGAAAAUUCCUUAGUAUUAUUGAACAAUAUAACCAGCUACAAAGUGGGGACCUGCUGGAAGCCAAAAAUACUCUAGUGGUGUGCGAACCAGAAUCUAGUGCAGCAGCCGAGACCAGGAAAUCUCCUUAUUUUGCUAAAUCCUUCCUUACUGAUCAAGCACCCAUCUUGUUUGAGCUAGCUAAGCAACCUCCAAAGCACAGAGCUAGUUCUCGCUUCCAGGAAUUAAUGUCUUCCUCGGAUGAUGAACUAAUUGAUAGGGAUUUCAGAAGGAAGAGGCGUUCGUCACGCGCAAAAAGACCUCCCGGUAUUAUUCUGGUACCUCCGCAUCCUGACGGGGACUUGCUUCUAACAGCAAAGCCUGUGAGCUAUAACAAGUUUGUUGUAAAUCUUGCCGACCAAAAAGAAUAUCAAGCACAGAAUGUACCAAAAGCAAAUGUGGAUUUUUUGCUUAAGAAAUCUUUUACCUACAAAUCCUCUACAGUACCCUUGGACCCAGCAGAGCAUGAUUGGAUUGUAAAGUCGGCUUCCGGGUCCUGGCUUCAGGUCUAUGGAUUGUUUAGUCAAGACCCCCAACUGGCUUUACGGAAAGAUUUCAUCUCUGGUUACACAGCUCUGCACUGGUUUGCCAAGCAUGGUGCCAUUGAAAUGUUCCAUAAGUUUGUAGCUGGUGCCAAAAAGGCAGGGGUUGAACUUGAUUUGAACAUAAAGUCCAAUGGUGGCUACACACCUUUGCACAUUGCUGCUAUUCAUGGCCAUCAAAAAGUGGCUGCCAUGUUAGUAGAAAACCUCAAAGUAAAUGUGAAGUUGAGGGACAAUAGUGGAAAGAGGGCCUGGCAAUACCUGAGCUGCAACACAUCUGGUGAGGUAUGGCAGCUUUUGGGGGCACCCAGGGGUAAAACCAUAUUUGCUUCUCGCACCUUAAAUACCACUUAUUUAAACACACACAACAAGUUGAGUCAGAUCAACAGAAAAACAUCUUUGGCGGCUUUUCUCAAACCACAGCAUCAAAAAUGGAAGGCAAACAACCACCCUGUAUUAAGGGAAAGGGAAAUAUACAGUGACUGAAGCAGUCAGUGUGGA